CGUCCCAAAGUUUCCGCGCCCCAGAGGGAAAUAAGAAAGAAAAAAGAGCAAACUUUGAAAUUUCAAGGAAAGUGAGAAUCCGAGAAAGUUUUUGAAGAAAUUUAACAUUUGGUGGAGAAAAUUUUUGGUUGGAUUGUCGUUGUUGUGAUUUCAUGAGAAGAGAAGAUGGUGGCUGAAGCAGAGGUUGUUUUUCAACAGAGCUUGCCGGUUCUGGAUGUGCAGUUGUUCGAUGGCUGCGCCGCCGUCAAAUCGCCGGUUUCUUCGCCAAAGCUUGGGAUGCGUCGCUCGGCGGCUUCGGUCUCCGCCGACUUGUCGACUUCUCCGGUGGGUCUAAGAGUUGCAGAUCCUUUUCCGGGGGAUGAUUGCUAUUCGAGUGUCUCCGUGUAUCUCCCGACCAUCCGGUCUGGAAGCUGUGCCGACAUUGGGCCGAGGAGAUUCAUGGAAGACGAGCACAUUUGCAUAGACGAUCUGCCCUCCCACGUUCGGUCUCUCUCUGAGCUGCCAAAGCCGAGUGCUUUCUACGCGGUUUUUGAUGGCCAUGGAGGACCAGAAGCAGCCUCUUACGUACGGGAAAACGCCAUUAGAUUCUUCUUUGACGAUGCUAAGUUUCCACGAACAUCGUCAGAAGUGGACAGUGUUUACUUGGAAGAAGUCAAGGGCUCGUUGAGAAAUGCCUUCCUUCAGGCUGAUCUUGCUUUGGCUGACGACCACAAUGUCAGCUCGUCUUCUGGCACCACCGCCCUCGUCGCCCUUAUUUUCGGGAGACUUCUAAUGGUGGCGAAUGCAGGCGACUGCAGAGCGGGUCUCUGCAGAAAGGGGCAAGCCAUAGACAUGUCUCAGGACCACAGACCGAUCUAUCCACCUGAAAGACGGAGAGUCGAAGAAUCAGGCGGCUUUAUCGACGACGGUUAUCUAAACGGGGUCUUGUCCGUGACCCGUGCUCUCGGCGACUGGGACAUGAAACUCCCCCGUGGCAAGCCAUCUCCUCUCAUAGCCGACCCCGAGAUCCGUCAGAUAACCCUGACCGAAGACGACGAGUUUCUCAUAAUCGGAUGCGAUGGAGUCUGGGACGUGAUGACGAGCCAGCAGGCCAUCUCCAUUGUGAGGAGGGGGCUGCGUCGGCACGACGAUCCCACCAGGUGCGCGAGGGAGCUCGUGAUGGAGGCCUUAAGGCUCAAGACGUUUGAUAACUUGACUGUGGUCGUGGUCUGUUUCUUGUCGGGAGAUGAGCCGUCGCCCUCGCUGUCGCGGCUGGAGAAGCAGCAACGGUGUUGCAGCCUUACGCCGGAGGCUUUCCAGAGCCUGAGGAGCCUACUGGAUGGAUGAAAUAGAUGAUGACGAAUAAUUAUAAAUGUUUUUUUUUUUUGGGGGACGCUGCUCUGCGUUGGGGAGAGGAGGUUGUGGGAGCAGCUUGCAGUUUUGAGAUAACCCUUUGUUGUUUAUUAUUAUGCUUGUCUUGUAUUUACGUGGUUACAUUUACGUGUAUAUACUUAUUUCGUGUUGUAUAUAAUAUGUUAUUUUCGUGGACUCGAA
Tarenaya hassleriana is the source of this 1533-nucleotide messenger RNA. Its product is annotated as probable protein phosphatase 2C 49. The coding region runs from base 166 to 1326 and encodes 386 amino acids. Gene Ontology annotation, biological process: protein dephosphorylation. The transcript is spliced from 5 exons. Lineage: Eukaryota; Viridiplantae; Streptophyta; Magnoliopsida; Brassicales; Cleomaceae. Gene Ontology annotation, molecular function: cation binding; protein serine/threonine phosphatase activity. The record is from RefSeq and is a predicted model, not a curated record.